Messenger RNA from Cylas formicarius (sweet potato weevil), 1707 nucleotides. Its product is annotated as EF-hand domain-containing family member B-like. NCBI's taxonomy places the organism in Eukaryota, Metazoa, Arthropoda, Insecta, Coleoptera, Brentidae. Bases 57 to 1697 code for a protein of 546 amino acids. The transcript has 8 exons. The record is from RefSeq and is a predicted model, not a curated record.
CGAAAGAAACCAAGCGACUGUCAUUAGUUUUGACUUGUGUCAGAGCAGCAUCCAUCAUGGACAGAAUAUGUAUACAAUGCGGCGACUCCCAUCCCCCAGCAGGUCUGGUGAUACGCGACCCUACCCAAACGGUUGCCUCAACAUUGCAACAGUACCAUAUAGUAGAUAAAAUAGAAGCUCUCAAACAUGACGCGAACAUUUGGAUAGAAGAUCAAUUUAAACCACCCAAACAGCUACCGGAGAUACAGAAUCCACAUUUUCGAGGCUACAAUACGGAGGUAAAAUCGCUAAUAAACCCGCCUGUGCGUACGAGAUACCAACAGCUUCAACAAGAUUUAAAGGAAACUCCGUAUGCGUCUUACUGGAACGCUGAAAUUGGUAAAGUUAGGGAUCCGGUUCCGGGAUUGCCAGCCGGUAUGGAUCCUCUACAGGUAACAUUUGGGAAACCCAGCGAAAAAGACAUACCGGCAGGACUGCUGAUAAACCCUGCGAAAACAGACGACGAGGUGCUGACGGAGAGUAAAAUCACUCGUGAGUUGUACAGGAAAAGUCACAACAAUUACGAACCGUCAGAGAAAGUGCAGAGGAAAUAUACGGAAUCCUUUGACCCGGACAAGUGCUACGGUAUCAAAAGCAAGUACGACCCCAGAGGCAUAUGGGCAAAAUGCGCAUGUGACUGGUACAAAAAGGAACCCUUGGAGCUUGCUAGCAAAUUGCAGGCCGAUCACGUAGUGAGGGUCAGACCUCAACUUGGCAAGAGCCUUUCGCCAAACAACAACGCAUCAUGCGUCCCCGAGAAUCACUCGUUCGGAAAGCCGUUGAAAAGAGAUUUCUACGGAGUGGGUGAAUUAAUUAAAGACCCCAAUGUCAAACCCCACGUUAUAAAAAUGAAUUUCCGAAAAUGGAUAUCGGCAUUAAACAAAUUCAAAGCAAAACUAAAAACGCGAUGCAGAAAGACUGAUUUUAAACUAGGUGAUUUCUACAAGAAGGCUCUGCAUUUGGAUAAAGACAAAACGGGAUACCUAGAAGUAGAUCAGUUUUAUCAACUUUGCGCCAUAAACAGAGUCACUUUUCCCAAAACGGAAAUCGAGUCUCUGGCGGCGCACUUGGGUAUCAUUAGAGACACAAAGAUCGACUACGGAGAAUUUAUAAAAAUGGUAGACUUUAAUAGAGAACAUUUCAACAUAGAAUUCUUCGACGACAUACCCGAAGAGUGCAAGCACUAUACCACCAGUUAUCAGGCUGCGUACGACGACUAUCGAAUUAUAGACAAUUCGGGUAUGAGACCGGCUGGAACACCGUCCAGCAGAUACGACAAACCAUACCCCGUGAUUCCUGACGGCGGAUGCAGGGCAGACCUCAGUCACUUCGGAAACGAAACGUCCACGAACACGGUGCUAAGCCCUAGUAUAUACACGAAAUUCGGACUUACGUAUCGCGAUUUUUUCGAGCCCAGAUCGUCCGACCUGCUGAAAAAUCUUUUCGAAAAAGUGGGUUAUCAAUUUCACGACGACAGUUUCAACGUGCUAUGGUCGGCUGGUGUAGCAGAAGAUGGCACUGGGUUAGUGUGCGUGGAUACCUUCAAAACCUUACUGGACAGUCGACGAUUGGAGGGUGUAGAGUUUAAGGGAAAUGAGAACGCCGACGAUUUGGAUAAAAAUUGCAUGUGGAACAAGAUGUUAAAAAACAAAGAAUAAAUAUUGCAAU